This is a messenger RNA of Diabrotica balteata, 617 nucleotides long. Lineage: Eukaryota; Metazoa; Arthropoda; Insecta; Coleoptera; Chrysomelidae. The record is from the annotation of a GenBank genome assembly.
AUGCGUAAUAGUGAAAGAACUUCUUGGCAAGACAUUAGUGCAUGUAGUCCAGAAGUCAAGUGUUACUGGAGCCAAUGGAAUUGCCUAGUGCUAAAAGAUGAUCUUCUGUACAGAACCUUUGAGAACGAUGAUGGUACAGAAUCUAAGAUUCGGUUAAUUGUACUUAAAAGUAAAGUGUCAGAAGUAUUGCGUCAGUUGCAUAACAGUGCAUCAGGUGGACACUUUGGUAUUACGAAGACUCUGCCAAAGGUUCGUGAAUGGUUCUAUUGGCAAACUGUAAAGAUGAUGUAAGAAGAUGGUGCCGAAAAUGUAAACUGUGUGCAAACAGUAAUGGUCCAGUUGGUAAAAAGAGAGCACCCAUGAAACAGUAUAUUGGUAGUUGGUAGUCCUAUGGAAAGAGUAGCAAUCGACAUUGCAGGUCCAGUUCCGGAGACGAAUGAUGGAAAUAAAUAUAUCCUAAUAGCCAUGGAUUAUUUUACGAAAUGGACUGAGGCCUAUACGAUACCAAAUCAAGAAGCUGCUACCGUUGCAGAAGUACUUGUUAAAGAAUUAUUUAGGCGAUUUGGUGUUCCCUUGGAGAUCCACUCCGACCAAGGGCGAAACUUCAAGUCAACCUU